ACGUAUUGGCCGUUAUAAAGGGAGUGGUAGAAAGCAAUAGGGGAUUUCAGCAACCGUCACAAAAUCAGAACAGAUUCCAGAGCAGAGUGAGCAUCUGCAUUCAUGGCUUCCAGUCCGGGAAUCCUCACCGAUUGGCCAUGGACGCCUCUCGGAAGCUUCAAGUACGUGAUUUUGGCACCUGGAUUUAUCUACAGCAUCUACCAGUACGUGGUAAAGGAUGAAACAGAGAGAGAUACAUCCAGUCUUGUUAUUAUCCCGCUUCUUUUGUGGAGAAUGAUUCAUAACCAGAUAUGGAUAACUCUCUCUCGUCAUCGAACUGCUAAAGGCAAUGCUCGGAUCGUGGACAAGGGCCUCGAAUUCGACCAAGUCGAUCGAGAAAGGAAUUGGGACGACCAAAUUUUGUUGAAUGGACUCUUGUUUUACUUAGUCGCUAAUUUGACGUCGAAAGGUCGUGAGCUACCUCUAUGGAGGACAGAUGGAGCGGUUAUUACAUUUCUGCUACACGCAGGUCCAGUGGAGUUUCUGUAUUACUGGCUUCACAGAGCUCUGCACCAUCAUUACCUCUAUUCUCGCUACCAUUCCCAUCACCACUCCUCCAUUGUUACAGAGCCGAUCACUUCUGUGAUCCAUCCAUUUGCGGAGCACUUGGCGUAUUUCCUCCUCUUCGCCGUUCCAAUGUUGACAGUUUUGUUCAACGGAACCGCUUCUUUAGGAGUAUACGCCUUGUACCUUUCAUACAUCGAUUUCAUGAACAACAUGGGGCAUUGCAACUUUGAGUUCAUACCCAACCGCGUUUUCACUCUCUUUCCGCCUCUAAAAUACCUGAUGUACACACCAUCGUUUCAUUCGCUGCAUCACACCCAAUUCCGCACCAACUACUCCCUCUUUAUGCCAUUCUAUGAUUACAUCUACGGCACAGUGGACAAAUCUUCUGAUUCUCUGUACCAAAAAUCCCUCAAGAGAGAGGAAGAAGUUGCUGACGUGGUUCAUCUGACUCAUCUUACAACUCCCGAGUCCAUCUACCAUCAACGGCUAGGAUUUCCUGAGUUGGCUUCCAGGCCCCACACUUCCACCUGGUAUCUCCACUUCCUCUAUCCCAUCACCAUGGGGUCAGUGUUGUUGACUUGGAUUUAUGCCCGCACAUUUGUCGUUGAGAGGAACCGAUUUGAAAAGCUCAAUAUCCAAACAUGGGCCAUCUUCAAGUUUAAUGUGCAGUACUUGUUUCAAUGGCAAAACCAAUCAAUAAACAGCUUGAUUGAAGAAGCAAUAGUAGAAGCAGAGCAAAAGGGUUGUAAAGUCUUGACUUUAGGUCUCUUGAAUCAGGGGGAGGAGCUGAACAUAUAUGGAGGGCUAUAUGUUCAAAGGAACCCUAAGCUAAGAGUGAGGGUGGUGGAUGGGAGUAGCCUGGCCGUGGCUGUAGUUCUCAAUAGUAUCCCCAAAUGUGCCACCCAAGUUCUAUUGACCGGCAAACUUACAAAAGUGGCUUGUGCUCUUGCUUAUUCUCUGUGCCAACGAGGCAUUCAGGUAGAUGUGUUACGUGAAGAAGAAUUGAGGAAGCUCAACAAAUCAUCCAACGCCAAAUUUGAGAGCAAUCUAAUGGUUUCAAAAGGCUGUUCUCAAAAUAUAUGGUUAGUGGGAGAUGAUGUUACCAACGAAGAACAACUGAAGGCACCAAAAGGAACCACUUUCAUUCCCUUCUCACAGUUACCUCCAAAGGUUAUACGCAAAGACUGCUACUACCACUGCACCCCUGCUAUGAAGGCUCCUCCUUCUAUUCAGAAUCUCCACUCCUGCGAGAAUUGGCUGGCGAGAAGAGUGAUGAGCGCAUGGCGUAUUGCUGGUGUGGUGCAUGCGAUGGAAGGGUGGACGGAGCACGAGUGUGGCUACUCAAUCUCCAACGUGGACCAAGUGUGGAAGGCAACACUUGGACACGGUUUUCAGCCUCUCCCUACACCCACCCCCUGUGCCUCCACGUAAUC
Molecule: messenger RNA, 1979 nt
Organism: Cucurbita maxima (winter squash)
Lineage: Eukaryota; Viridiplantae; Streptophyta; Magnoliopsida; Cucurbitales; Cucurbitaceae
Product: protein ECERIFERUM 1-like
Exons: 10
Coding region: 103-1977 (624 amino acids)
Biological process (GO): lipid biosynthetic process
Molecular function (GO): oxidoreductase activity; iron ion binding
Source: RefSeq, a predicted model, not a curated record